CCCAGGGAGAAGAUGCCAUUCCACCAUGUAACAGCUGGCUUGUUGUACAAAGGCAACUACUUGAACCGAUCGCUCUCCGCCGGCAGUGACAGUGAACAGCUAGCAAAUAUCUCCGUGGAGGAACUGGAUGAAAUCCGUGAAGCUUUCCGGGUGCUGGACAGGGAUGGGAAUGGCUUUAUAUCCAAGCAGGAGCUGGGCAUGGCGAUGCGCUCGUUGGGAUAUAUGCCCAGUGAGGUGGAACUGGCGAUUAUCAUGCAGCGCCUUGACAUGGAUGGGGAUGGCCAGGUUGAUUUUGAUGAAUUUAUGACCAUUCUGGGACCUAAGCUGGUAUCAUCAGAAGGCAGAGAUGGCUUUCUGGGAAAUACAAUAGACAGCAUAUUCUGGCAGUUCGACAUGCAGAGGAUAACACUAGAAGAGCUGAAACACAUCCUCUACCACGCCUUCCGGGACCACUUAACGAUGAAGGACAUUGAGAACAUCAUUAUCAAUGAAGAGGAGAGUUUAAAUGAAAACUCUGGCAACUGUCAAACAGAGUUUGAAGUGCACGCCCAGAAGCAGAACAGACAGACCUGUGUACGGAAGAGCCUUAUCUGCGCAUUUGCCAUGGCCUUUAUUAUAAGCGUGAUGUUGAUUGCGGCCAACCAGAUCCUGCGGAGCGGCAUGGAGUAGCCUCUCGCCAUGACACUGUGAACCAAACUGACCAUGCAUGCGCAUGCCACCGGGUGAGCUUCCCCCGAACCGACUCUCACACGGCAAAGAGACAGAGGCAGGCAGAUAACGCACCAUUCGACAAGGAGCCUGGGGCCAGCAGCGUAACGUGUCUUGUGAAUCAACUACAUCCUUUUGGCAGGGACAUAAAAGGGCUGUCUUAAUGCUUUAAAGGUUUUGUUUCCUAAUGCAAUAAAAAAAAAAUAUACAGGAGUCCUGAAUUAUUGCUUCAAAACAGCAAUGGUAACUUGGAAGACACUUUCAUCCAGCGGUCUGUUUUGCAGUUUCAAGGAGGCACAGCCUCGUGACUCAUUGCAGCAGGGCUGUCUUUUAAUCUAGGGGCCAACUGACUAUUUUGCGUAGCUCUCCACUGGGCCCACAUUCCCAGGAAGUUGAUCGUAGCAUUGCCACAAGCAAGUCUUGUUCAUUUUAUUUCAUGUACUUCAGCUUCAGCUUCACUUUGUUUUUCCCUUAUGACCAUGCCUUUGAGUUUAUGGCAUUAGAGGGGAGCUAGAGCAUCCUUGUACAGUAUUUUCAAAGUAAAAAGAGGAGAAUUUGCCAGCAUCAUACAAAAUGUCUAUUUUUGCUUCAUAAACACUGCCUUUGACACCAGACUGUGGGGUAGCAUGAGUCUGUUAGCCAUUUUUUUUCCACCGCGAAUCAGGGUUUAAGAACCACCACCCGCUUUCACACAUGGGCAUUCCUGAGAUUUGUACAGUCUUCCAGCCAACUCUGCAACCACCAGCACCAGCCUUCUCUUUGGUCCCACCUGUGUAUUCAACUACAUUUUCUUUCCAGAAGUCUUGCCCUCUCACUAUAUUGGUCUUCACCACAACCUUAUAUGAGACCAAAACCAUAAGGAAAACUCUUUCUCAGCUUUUCUCCCUGCUCCUCACCUGCCCAAUUUUUAUUUCAUUUGCCCUGGUUGUAAUCUGCAGUGAAUCCUCCAUGUCAGACACCUUCUCGUGGGAGACGUUACCUUUUCACCUGUGCGGCGAUGUGGGUUUUGACAAGCCAGCUGCUCCAGACCUUCACUGGAGCCGUCCCACCACCUCUGCUACCACUCCACCCGUCCCAUGGAUGGGCUCAAGAGAGGAUGAGCUGGAAAGCAUGCUGCAGCAAGAGAAGAAGGAAUCAAACUUGAGCAUACCACCAUAUGUUAUGCAGUGUGUCAGACUUUCAGAUCCCGCAAGUGUUAGUUAUUUUUCCUGGAAGAGAUUUGAAUGUGCAGCAAGGAGAAGAUGGAGUGAUGCAAACAAGAGACACAACACAUCCUGCGGAAAGUGCAGGGACUGCACACUCCUGGAGCCAGGAUUACAUCUGAAAGUGUUUCUCCUUUUAAACAUGAUAUAAAUCCUUGCAUUUACCUUCAGAUGAACUGUGCAUCUGCGUGUCACCCCUGGGAGAGAUCUGGUUUCCUUGACUUCAUGGGAGAUGUUUGCAGCCGGCACACGCGGAGUCAGCGCGGGAAGCAUUCACGCAGGCGUCAGAGCUGCGGUGGCUUCAUGCUGCCAGCUGGGCAAGCUCCAGAAACACCAAGGAACAGUGAGAUCCUGCUCCUGGAACGUAGAUGACUGUUUCCUGUGUCAUGAGAGGGGGCAGGAUGGCUUCCAGAGGGAUUGUGAACCAUGAGCUUCCCUCGUCCUACACAGCAGUCAUUGGCUUAAGCCUGGAUGCAUCCCAAAGACUUUUUUUUUUUUAUUUUUUGGUUUCAAGUUUGAUUGAUAAUAUUUAACCUGUAUUUCUUUUUUGUAGCCUAAUUUGAAAAUGCGUUUCUCAUUGUUCUGUCUCCCACUACCCUUUUAAACUCAUGUCACUGCUUACGGUUUUGUCUUUAGGUGUGUGUUGUAGUCACCCCCUUCCAUAACAUAGCCAUUUUCAUGGUGCCCCCCUUCCAUAUGUGAAGAUGACAGCUGUCAUUUCCAAAGUGGCUGAGUCGUUUUUCUGCCUUCCACAAACACACACUUCUGUAUUUCUGUUCUGCUGUGACUAAUAGAGGUCAACCACAAAACAUUCCACUAAAAUUUUUACAUCUCCCAGAAGAUGGAGGGAUUUGUGUUUCUUAUAGGGCAGGAGCAGACUUCAAACCAACAGCAGAAAAUCAUAGGCAAGCUCAAGCACAGGAUUCACUCUGCUGGGGAAAACCAGGGGUGCUCCCAGAACUCACUGUGCUGGAUAUUGCAGAUAAUGAGCCUGGAGAUCUUUUUGAGGGAACUGUCAUCCACAUUUUUAGGUCUUGGGGCACAUGAAUUGGUGGGGGCAGCAGAAAAAGUCUAAACGUUACUUGCCACCGAGUGGUACUUAUUAACUUUUUUUUUUUUUUUUUUUUUUUUUUUUCCUGGGAUGGUGCUGGAGUGGAUGUGGGAAGCAGAGCAGAUGGAGAUGGAGCAGAGGUGGGCACCGACUCACCAGCCCCACUCAGCACAGCAGCUCCAUGGGGCAGAGCAGUGCCUCUUCGCUUAGCACAGAAAGACGAGUAAAACAUACACCAGGCUUUUCUCCACGUUCUUCUCACUCAUCCAACAGCUAACACCAGGCAGACUCCAAUUAUAACAGCUACCUUACAGAUUAUCUUUAAUCUUUUCCAUUCCUCCAAGCCUUCUAGAGGCUCCAUAGUUUCUACAUGCAUGUUCCAUUAAAAAACAAAAACAAACAAACAAACAAAAAAAACACUUUGUAAAUACAGUCAUUGUUCAGCACAAUUCUUCGUCUUGAAGGUCCAUUUGUAAAACCAAACCUAUAAUUAAUAUAUUGGUAAAAGCCAUAGCCUGGGGUCAGUAGAGUUCAUUGCAAAACUCCCAGCUGAUUUUACUGGGUACGGGAUUUGGGGAUUUUUUGAUUUUGCUUUUUCUGUGGGGAACCCAAUUUAUCCAUUAUGAAUCAGUGCCACGUCUUGCCAGAGGUCUCCUCUUCCUUCCUAGAGCAGCCUUUCUUCAUUUAAAGGCAUCUUGAAGAUAUCCCUUCUUUAAUCUGUCAGGCUCUUCUGGUAGUGUGUGGCAAUGCAGGAUGGAUCAGUCCAAGCUGUUUCAACCCUUCCACUCCCAGCAACCUCCAGCAACCUUUCCAGUUACACCUCCACAUCCUUCCUGGCCAGCAGCAUUGGACCUCUGUCUCCUCUCUCCCUCCCUGGCUCCAUUUAUGUAACAUCCAUUUAUCUUCUUUCCUUUUUUUUUUUUUCUUCUUCUACAUAAGAGGUGGAAAAAGGGGCUUUUUAUUGCUUUUACAGACAGUAGGUAAAAAUAUAGCAGUAAAAUUUUGAUUGGAACCUGUUUGCAAAAGUUCAGGGGGAAGAAAGUAGAAGAAUCAAAGGAAAAAAAAAAAAAAAAAAUCCCAUACUUUAAAAAAAAAGAAAAAGAAAAAAGAAAGAAAGAAAAAGAAAAAAAAUAUUAAGUGCUAAUUAACAUACUUUAAAAAAUACCCAGACUGCAGCAGGGCUAGGUAGAGCUGUCAGAAAAAGCACUAAACUUAUGCUCUUGCCAGUUACAUGAGAAUUUAAGUGUCUUUUCAGCACUGCAAUUCUGUAUGAAAAGGAUAUUGCUAUGGCAACCCUCGCUGUUCGUGACAUGUGUGCCACAAGUUGGAGCGACACGCAGCAAUUGCAAACACACUCCCAGCCACACCAAGGCUGGACAAAUGACUCCCAGCAGCCCAGGACAGCCCAGGACAGCUCAUGGAUUAGCAAAUUAUCACCAAAUGCUGAGCACCCUGAAGAUGACUGUUGGCUUAGUCACAAAAUAUAAAAAUAAGGUGUGCAAUUAAACAGAUUGGCACAGAGGGAAAGAUUUGAGGUGGCUGUGAUUGUUUUAGCUUGAGAGAGGCUUUGGUUUGGUUUGGCUUGGGAGCAAAUAAAAUCAAGGCAGUGUACGUGCUGCUCAACACAGGCUGCCCUGGGCUUGUUGGGCACAUCCGUCACAGAGGGACCAGUCCUGAUGGGAAGGACUUGGCUUAUUGCUACUGCACAGCACAGGGCUGCUUUGCUGAGAACCGUUUGUGGCUUUAACUUUGAAGGCGCAGCCUGAUUUUCAAGCAGCACAAGGCAUCUGCUCCGGAAGAAGCCAACAAGGGAGCAGCAGGCAUGUGGCACUUCAGAGGCCACAGAGAAAUGAAUUCCAGCAAAAAGCCGCUAUUGGAACUUGGAUUACCUGUCAGAUCUGAAGCCAUACCAUCAGGUCAGCCACAAAGGCCUCAGCUGAGGCAUUACUGUGCCCGCCAAGCGCAGCGUGGCGCUGGGCCUCAGGGGCAGGCACUUGCCCACAACAGGCCGCACCACCUCAGGGCCUCACCGGGGCCUGACCCUCGCGCUGGCUCCACCACUGAGAAGGCUUUAAUAAUCAGAUGCAGUAUUGGCAGUAGUACAGAGAACUAAAAACCACAAGCAGUGUGGGCAACUGGAAACCCUCUUUUAGGGGGCAUUUGGUCCUUAACGCUGGUAGAGGUUAUAUAGGGAUGACAAAGCACAAAAAGUCUUGAAAAGAAAGAAGUAAUUAAUUUUUGAGUUUGAUGGAUACCUACAAAUGUGCUGGUAACUGUUAGAGGACACCCCAUCCUGGUGGAGGUCACAGACCUCCCCAGGACAGGGGUCACCUGUGAGCAGGUAUAGGAGGCCUGGCUACCUGCUCCCGCUCCCAGAUGAACUAGAGCUGGAUAUUGGGGUAUCACCUGCUGAGAGACUUCAUACACUCUAUUCAGUGGUUAUUGGGCGCUCACUUUGGAUAUGAUGAACUGUCAGAACUGGAUGUUACUUGCUUUACGUUAAAGAUUUCCAUGAACUCUGGGAAAAAAUAAAUAAAUAAAUAAGAUAUAUGCACUGUUUUAAGCUGAGGCCAGUCUUUCUCCCAUAAGUAAUAGAACACUGAGGAAGUAAAUCAGGAACAGAUAGAAAGCAUUCCUAAGGAUGCUACUUGAGAUGGAUGAAGUCUUUUUGACAGACUUGGAUGAGCAAAGUACCUACUGGCAAACACUUUAUUCCAUGGAAAGAAUGCACUGCAUCUUUCUGCCUGCUCCAAAAGACCAAAGCAUCUCCUGGGACACCCAGAGGACCAUGCAAGGCCAUCCAAGGUCCAGUGCUGGCUCUGCUCAAGAUGACACAUUGCUUUGCGAGGUGCCCGGUACUCUGCAGCUUUUUUCCACGAAAGACUCUUUCCCUGCAUGUAGCAUGCACGUGCCCAGAGCAAGUUGCACUGCCAAGGGCUGUCAUCACACAAAAGCAAGAGGUUCUCAGUCCCGAGUCAGACUUAGAUCUGCGAAGAGAGAAGCAGUAGGAGGAAUACAUUAAGAUCACUAAGAAUGAAGUUCCCUAUUUUAUCCACCCGUGUAAUAUAUUAUUUAGUUUCUGCUUUAUGGAUGACUAUUUGAAAGAAGAAAAACAACUCUUCUAAAAUGAGAAUCUGAUAAAGUAUCUUUUUUUUUCUUUUUUCUUUUUUCUUUUUUUUUUUUUUUUCUUGGCUCUGAAUCAUGCUUACAUUUCACAGAUGAAGAUGUACAGAACUUGCUGGUUUUCAAUCUAUUAUUUUACCAUACUGAGUUCUGACAGUGCAAUUAUAUUUCCCUGGCAUCACUUAAAACCUAUUACCUUCCCAGGAACUAAGGAAUUUAAUACAGAAAAAGAAAAGGCUCAAAACAUUUUAAUCUCGCUAUGUUGUUGGUUAUUAUCAGAAACAAAUCUUGUUUUUCUCCAGUUCAAGUAGCAUGUUUUAGGCAGCUCUAUGAAGUGGAGUCUGAAGUUUUUCAGACUUUUGUUCCAGUGGCAGAAGUCUGAAAAAUUGCCUCAAUUUGUCAUCUUCACUAGUAAAGAAUUUCAGCCCCCAAAUGGAUAAAAAGAGGGGAAAAGGGAGAAAAAGGAGUUCCUCUGAAUCUAUUAAUCAGUACUUGACAAUUUGACCAUGAAAAUAGCUUUUUUAAUUAUUAUUAUUUUCUGUCAAGACAGAACAAAAUACUUUGUAGCCUUGAAGAGUAUUACUAAAUGGAAUUGCCAUUUUCCAUCCAAAUAUUUUUCUACAGCUGUUCAUGGCCAAUAUUUGCCAGCAUCAUGAAUAAGCAUCUUCAAACACCAUUCAUCUUACAGUGCUUUAGGUGAGUUCCAUAAUGCAACUUUCCUGUAUCAGCUUUCAUUGGCCAACAGGCAGACAUCUGACCAUCCCAUAUAAAGCUGUCGAGCUUGCUCUAGUAGCUACCCCUCCAGUCUUGCCAGCACUCAGGCAUGUCGUCUCUCCUGUGAGCUGUCCAACCAAACUCAAACCAUGAUGCCGAUGUGUUUGCAGCAUCAGGCCCCUGGGGUUGCCAUUUGACAGCAAUCUUCAAACAAGUGCACGUAUUUUCAUAUUGCAGCUAUUCAAGAAUGGCACAACAUUUCCCACCAUCUCUGUCAGAGGAGCCAAAGUUAUUUCAGCUUCAUGCAGCAGCUCUUGUUCUCUCAGAUUUUAAUUGGGGUGGUGGGAGGAAGAAAGGUGAAGUUCCUCUCGGACUCCAGAGUAAAUAAGUAACUCAUUGGAGUUAAUUGGCUUAAACUGGAAUAA
Molecule: messenger RNA, 7223 nt
Organism: Oxyura jamaicensis (ruddy duck)
Lineage: Eukaryota; Metazoa; Chordata; Aves; Anseriformes; Anatidae
Gene: CALN1
Product: calneuron 1
Exons: 5
Coding region: 13-669 (218 amino acids)
Molecular function (GO): calcium ion binding
Source: RefSeq, a predicted model, not a curated record